Molecule: messenger RNA, 2437 nt
Organism: Sitodiplosis mosellana (orange wheat blossom midge)
Lineage: Eukaryota; Metazoa; Arthropoda; Insecta; Diptera; Cecidomyiidae
Gene: Mcad
Product: medium-chain specific acyl-CoA dehydrogenase, mitochondrial
Exons: 4
Coding region: 717-1970 (417 amino acids)
Biological process (GO): medium-chain fatty acid catabolic process; fatty acid beta-oxidation
Cellular component (GO): mitochondrion
Molecular function (GO): flavin adenine dinucleotide binding; medium-chain fatty acyl-CoA dehydrogenase activity
Source: RefSeq, a predicted model, not a curated record
AUCGAGCUUUGUACAUUCAUUGGAUGACAUCAAACUGUGUAAAAUAAGAGCGAAAAAGACUAAUUGGUCUUAUCACGUUAUUUCUGACACAUUUUAAGGUGUGUUUUUGGCAUUCGGGCUUUAUCAGUUAUUGUUUUGGCUGUUGAUUUCAAAAUUAAACCGAUUCCUAUCAGACGAUAACUUGGGUUGCAUAAGCGCAGGCGCUUUCAUUCUAACCAAAUGUUCUAUUUCAUCGAAAAUCUUGGUGGAUUUCUUGCUAUACCGUCUAAAUAAUCUUGUCAAAAAGUAAAUUUGGCAGAUUAUUACAUUUAUUUCAAUUUUAUUGAUUUUUUUCUCUAAAAUUCAAGUGGUGAAAAAAAGAUUGGAAAAUAUUUGAACAUGAAGCAUCUCCGAACCAAAGACCGAAGAGAUUAGUGAACAAAGUACGUGAAUCGAGUGUAUGUGUGUACGCGACAUUCAAUACACAAACGUCAUUGUUGACGUUUCAACAGUGUGCGUAGUUAUAAUAUUGGCAACUGGCUAGCAUAACGAAAACGAAACAAAUAUUUUAGAUUGAAGCCGUCUGUGUGUUUCGACAUUUGAUUCGCUGUGUUCUAGGGGCAAACAAUCUAUUUUAACAUUUUCAACAACUUGAACCUCAAUUUAUUUUGAUAUUAUCCCAAUUUAGUUUUUUCUCCAAUUAAAAUUUAGACCUUGAUAUUAAAUCAUCCGAUAAAAUGUUAUCAAUUUUGGGACAGAUUUUACGUCAAAACACUCGAGUGAUCUCUCGUUUGACCAAAGUUCAAUGUGCAAACUCGGUGCGAAGCAUAUCGUUCGAGUUGAGCGACGAGCAAAAAGAGUUCCAAGAUGUUGCGCGUAAAUUUACACGCGAAGAAAUCGUGCCGAAUGCACCGAAAUACGAUAAAACCGGUGAAUAUCCAUGGGAUAUUAUAAAGAAGGCUCAUGCCAUCGGGCUGCUCAACAGCCACAUUCCAGAGGAGGUGGGUGGAUUGGGAUUGGAUGUGAUGACUGGUUGUAUUAUUGCCGAAGAGCUGGCCUACGGUUGUACUGGUAUUAAAACUGCAUUGGAAGGCAGUGGAUUGGGUCAAAUGCCAGUCAUUAUUUCCGGUAAUCCGGAACAACACAAGAAAUAUUUGGGUCGUUUAAUCGAAGAACCACUUAUGGCUGGCUAUUGUGUUACGGAACCGGGUGCUGGAUCUGAUGUCAGCGGCAUCAAAACAAAUGCUGUGAAAAAAGGCGACGAAUACAUUUUGAACGGACAAAAGAUGUGGAUCACCAAUGGUGGUGUUGCCAAUUGGUAUUUUUUGUUGGCCCGUACAAACCCAGAUCCAAAAUGCCCGACUGGAAAAGCAUUCACCGGCUUUAUUGUUGAACGUGAAUGGGAAGGUGUGACACCAGGAAGAAAGGAAAUCAACAUGGGUCAAAGAGCAUCUGACACUCGUGGCAUCACCUUCGAAGAUGUCCGAAUUCCAAAGGAGAAUGUGUUGGGCAAAGAAGGUGAUGGUUUCAAAAUUGCCAUGAACACAUUCGAUAAGACACGACCACCCGUUGCGGCUGGCGCCAUCGGCCUGGCACAACGAGCUUUGGAUGAAGCAUUGAAAUAUGCUCUUGAACGCAAAACAUUCGGAACACCAAUUGUUAACCAUCAAGCGGUGGCAUUCAUGUUGGCGGAUAUGGCAAUCGGUAUUGAAACGGCCCGUUUGGCCAUGUACAAAUCGGCUUGGGAAACAGAUAACGGUAAACGUAACAGCUACACUGCUUCCAUCGCCAAAUGUUAUGCAUCUGAAAUUGCUAAUAAAAUCGCUAGCGACGCUGUGCAAAUAUUCGGUGGUAAUGGAUUCAAUACAGAGUAUCCGGUGGAGAAACUGAUGCGUGACGCAAAAAUCUAUCAAAUCUACGAAGGAACAUCACAAAUUCAACGAAUGAUCAUAUCGCGUGCUUUAAUCGAUGCUGCCAAAUCGAAGGCGUGAAUCUGCGACCAUUUUAACGAUUUCAAUCAUGCUAUAUUUUUAUAAAAGAAUUGUAAACACCCAGUUGUAUGGUACCAUUCGCUCUAAACGUAAUUGUUGAGAGUUAAUAUAUUUAAUAAAGAUUUUUAAAAAAUAUACCAAAUGCUUCGAAGACAAUUAACUCACGUAAUUUUCCAUCUGUUCAAUUAUAAUCCCGUUCGAAAACCUGAACAAUUUUUUUUUUUUUAGAAAAAACACGGUUUAUUUGAAAUUUUGGCGUUUACAUUCUUUUAUGAAUAAUGAUGAUAAAUGAUUAAGAAUUUGAAUGCGUGUUAUCUGUUGAAAAUGCGCCAGAAUACUCUCGAAUGUCACAUGAAAGAGAUUUUGUUGUUGGUGCAAAUCAAUCAUGCUACAAAAAUUGAUGAUUUUACUCCAAAUUUAUGCAAUGUUUGUUGGACAAAUUAAAUUAUGAUAAAAUUUAAGAAAAA